AUGCAAGAGACGUUUAAACGCCUGCCGCCGCACCACGCGCGCAUCAUCAUAUUCCUCACGUACGUGCCCGCUAGUAGGUGGUUCUUCGUUUACUUAACACGUCUCGUGCUCAUCGUGUUCCUGUCUGCUGUCAUAGUUCACGUGUCAGAGGAGAUGAGGCACCCCUUCUGGUUUGUGCCCCACUGCUCAUGCAACUCUUGUCAUGUGCUUCUCACUUUUUAUCUUCCUGCCCUGCUCUCCUCUGCUUCCCCCAGCAUAUUCGACGUGUCGGAGGAGAUGAGGGAUCUCUUCUGCAUAUUCGACGUGUCAGAGGAGAUGAGGGAUCUCUUCUGGUUCGUACGAGACAUGGACGAGCCGGCGCCCACCAACCCCGUGCUGCAGAGACACGCCAACACCGCCUUCAAGCUGGUGAUUGGGGACGAAAGGGGAGAGGAAAAGGGGACCUCCCCUGGUUCAUUGGGACAUGGACGAGCCGGCGCCCACCAACCCCGUGCUGCAGAGACAUGCCAACACCGCUGUCAAGCUGGUGAGUGGGUGGAGAAGAGAAGAAGCGAGGCGGAGAGGAAAAGGGGGGAAGACAGAAACGAGGGUGUUUCGGAUGGCGUUUCUCAAAACAGUUGGCAAGGCUUUGGGUUCGGGGUGGACAGAGGAGGUGGAGGGAGCAUGGAGCAGGGCGUAUGGGAAGGUGGAGGAGAUGGUUGCGGCAGGGCUGGGGGGAAGAUGAAGGGGAACGUGGGAAUAGCUGGUAAUAACUGGGGGAAACUCGUUGUGAGGGAGGCGGGAGGGGGGCAGGAGGUAGGGGGGUGGGGAAGUGGAGGUAGAGCGAGCAUGGAGCAGGGCGAAUGGUCAGGUGGAGGGUGUGGUUGUGGCUGGGGUAGUGGGGAAAUGAGGGAGGGUGGGAUAAUCGGGGGAAGCUGGUGGAAAGGGGAGGGGGGAAGGAGGAAGCGAGGAGAUUGGUGCAUAUGGAAGGUGGAGGAGAUGGGGUGUGGUGGGGCCAGUGGGGAGAUGACUUUUGAGGUGCCUCAAAAGGAAUGGGGGAGAUUGGUGGAUAUGGAAAGGUGGAGGAGAUGGGGUAUGGGGGGGCAGUGGGGAGAUGGGAAAGUCUGA
Closterium sp. NIES-65 is the source of this 1107-nucleotide messenger RNA. The record is from the annotation of a GenBank genome assembly. Lineage: Eukaryota; Viridiplantae; Streptophyta; Zygnematophyceae; Desmidiales; Closteriaceae.